UUUGAGGCGGCUCCCGGCGACAUGGCUGACACCCCCAGGGAGGGAGGGCUGAAACAGGCCCCCGCACCACGAAAUGAGAAGGCGCCCGUGGACUUCGGCUACGUGGGCAUCGACUCGAUCCUGGAGCAGAUGCGGAGAAAGGCUAUGAAGCAGGGCUUUGAGUUCAACAUCAUGGUGGUCGGGCAGAGCGGCUUAGGGAAAUCCACCUUAAUCAACACGCUCUUCAAAUCCAAAAUCAGCCGGAAGUCCGUGCAGCCCGCCUCAGAGGAGCGCAUCCCCAAAACCAUCGAGAUCAAGUCCAUCACGCACGAUAUUGAGGAGAAGGGCGUCCGGAUGAAGCUGACGGUGAUUGACACUCCAGGUUUCGGGGACCACAUCAACAAUGAGAAUUGCUGGCAGCCCAUCAUGAAGUUCAUCAACGACCAAUACGAGAAGUACCUGCAGGAGGAGGUCAACAUCAACCGCAAGAAGCGCAUCCCGGACACGCGUGUGCACUGCUGCCUCUACUUCAUCCCGGCCACUGGCCACGCCCUCCGGCCACUGGACAUUGAGUUCAUGAAGCGCCUGAGCAAAGUGGUCAACAUCGUCCCGGUCAUUGCCAAGGCCGACAUGCUGACCCUGGAUGAGAGGGUCUACUUCAAACAGCGGAUCACAGCAGAUCUCCUGUCCAACGGCAUCGACGUGUACCCCCAGAAGGAGUUCGACGAGGACUCCGAGGACCGGCUGGUGAACGAGAAGUUCCGAGAGAUGAUUCCGUUUGCCGUGGUGGGCAGUGACCACGAGUACCAGGUCAAUGGGAAGAGGAUUCUGGGCAGGAAGACCAAGUGGGGCACCAUCGAAGUGGAGAACACCACGCACUGCGAGUUUGCCUACCUGCGAGACCUCCUCAUCAGGACGCACAUGCAGAACAUCAAGGACAUCACCAGCAGCAUCCACUUCGAAGCGUACCGGGUGAAGCGCCUCCACGAGGGCAGCAGCCUCCUGUCCAACGGCGUCGAGGACAAGGACCCAGAUGCACAGGAGAUGUAACCCCGCCCGCCAGCCCCGCCCCGCCCCACCCCCAGGCUGCCCGCCCGCCGUCCGCCCCGCCCUGUUUGUUUUAUUUUAUAUAAUUUCUCCACUUGUCAUCGCCCCGCCCCUACACGCUGCCCAGUAACAAGAUCA
This is a messenger RNA of Echinops telfairi (small Madagascar hedgehog), 1164 nucleotides long. RefSeq names its product septin-9. Lineage: Eukaryota; Metazoa; Chordata; Mammalia; Afrosoricida; Tenrecidae. Gene Ontology annotation, biological process: cytoskeleton-dependent cytokinesis. Gene Ontology annotation, cellular component: septin ring; cell division site; septin complex. The record is from RefSeq and is a predicted model, not a curated record. Gene Ontology annotation, molecular function: GTPase activity; GTP binding; molecular adaptor activity. Bases 22 to 1029 code for a protein of 335 amino acids. The transcript has a single exon.